ACCUCCAGGUCUGUUACUCUGCCUUCUCUCACUGCGCAAAGCCGGUGUUCUGAAUCAUGAAUAUGAUUUGCCCUUGGCGUACUCUGGCAGCGCUGUUUUCUUUCCGACCAACUUUGUUAUCGCACUCAAGCAAUGGCAAAUGGACAGCCGGGUGAUAUCAAGCAGGUGGAUUUCUGCAGCCUUGAGACUUUCCCAUGCAGGUGGGAAUUUGACCAUUUGGGAGUUUGCUUGAGUUCUCAGCGGGCCAACAGAUCAGCCUCAGCUGUGUACCCUAUAAAUAAAGUUCAGGAAGGACUGAAUCCUGGACUCUGGGAAAGCCUUGACCAUGAGGUUCAUCCUGUUUUUUGGUGCACUGUUUGGGCACAUCUACUGUCGAGAAACAUUUGUGGGAGACCAGGUUCUUGAGAUCAUACCAAGCAAUGAAGACCAAAUGAAGAGUCUGGUGCAGCUGGAGGCUGAAGAGCAUCUCCAGCUGGACUUUUGGAAACCAGCGACCAUACCAGGGGCAAGAGCCCACGUCCGCGUCCCCUUCGGCAGCGUGCAGGCCGUCAAAGCUUUCCUGGAGUCCCAAGGAAUUGCUUAUUCCAUCAUGAUUGAAGAUGUUCAGGUUCUGUUGGACAAAGAGGAUGAAGAAAUACUACAGAAUCGGCGAAGAGAACGCAGCGGGAACUUCAACUUUGGGGCCUACCAUACCUUGGAAGAGAUUUCCCAAGAAAUGGACAACAUCGUGGCCCAGCACCCUGGGCUAGUGAGCAAAGUGCGCGUUGGGGCUUCCUUUGAAAACCGGACCUUGACCGCACUCAAGUUCAGCACUGGAGGUGACAAGCCAGCCAUCUGGCUGGACGCGGGGAUCCAUGCGCGAGAGUGGGUUACCCAAGCUACCGCACUCUGGACAGCAAAUAAGAUCGCCUCCGACUAUGGAAGGGAUCCAUCCAUCACUUCCAUCCUGGACGCCGUCGAUGUCUUCCUGCUGCCGGUUACAAACCCCGAUGGAUAUGUGUUCUCGCAAACCCACAAUCGCAUGUGGCGCAAGACGCGGUCCAAGGUGUCUGGAAGCCUUUGUGUCGGAGUGGAUCCUAACCGGAACUGGGACGCAGGAUUCGGAGGCCCUGGAGCCAGUGCCAGCCCUUGCUCUGAUUCGUACCGCGGAUCCAGGGCCAACUCCGAAGUCGAAGUGAAAUCCAUAGUGGACUUCAUCCAGAGUCAUGGGAAGGUCAAGGCCUUCAUCACCCUUCACAGCUACUCCCAGCUGUUGAUGUUCCCCUACGGGUACAAGUGUACCAAACCAGAGCACUUUGAGGAGCUGAAUGAAGUAGCCCAAAAGGCUGCCCAGUCGCUCGCGAGCCUGCACGGCACCAAGUAUGAAAUAGGACCCAUCUGCUCGGCCAUUUACCAAGCCAGCGGCGGAAGCAUCGACUGGUCCUAUGAUUCUGGCAUCAAAUACUCCUUUGCCUUCGAGCUGAGAGACACAGGCCGCUACGGCUUCCUCCUGCCGGCCUCGCAGAUCCUGCCCACGGCCGAAGAGACCUGGCUUGGCCUGGAGACCAUCAUGGGGCAUGUCCGCGACCAUCUUUAUUAGGGCUCUGGGGACGCGCGAACACCAUUAAAGUCUUGUUGAUUUGAAGCAGAGCUGGGUUGUGCUGGUUUCUGUUUUGAAUCCUCAUCUGGGAGCAAGCCCCUGCCCCGUCCCCCUUCAUUUUCCAAAACCAAAAAGAUUCAUCCUAAGCAAAAUGUUCCCAAUUUCCUUUAGAAUUUUUUUAUUGUGAUAAAUUAUACAUAAUAUAAACUUGAUCAUUUUGAUCACUUCGCAUGGGCUGGCAUUGUGGCAUACAGGGUGAAACCCCUUCCUGCAAUGCCAGGAUCCCUUAUGGGCACAGAAUCAGGUCUUGGCCGCUCCACUUCAAUCCAGCUCCCUGCUAAUGGCCUGGGAAAGCAGCGUAAGAUGGUCCAAGUGCGUGGGCCUCCACACCCACGUGGGAGACCUGGAGGAAGCUCCUGGCUCCUGGCUUUGACUGGACCCAGGCCUGACUGUUGUGGCCAUCUGGGGAGUGAACUAGUGGAUGGAAGACUUCUCUCUAGAACUAUUUCAAAUAAAAUAAAUGUAAUUUUUUAAAGAGCAUUUGCAAUGUCACACCACUGUUCAUCUCUAGAACGUUAUUGUCAUCCCAAACUGAAACUCUUUCCCCAUUAAACAGUAACUCCCCUUGCCCUCUCCCUCCUGCCUGCGGUUAGGACGGCUGCACUUUCUGCCUGUCUCUGAAUUUGCCUAUUCUUGGUGUCUCUUAGAAGUGGGAUCAUACAGUUUGUCCUUUUGUGUCUGGUUUAUGUCUCUAGGCAUAAUGAUUUCAGGGUUUCAGCCUGGUGGUAUGCAACAUAGGUCAGCUCCUUCAUCCUAAAGUUGAUGAGCAGCGUUUUAGAGCAAGCAAUGCACUUUUGAGUUCACUUAUUGGAUAAACACUAAUGAAUCCAGCACAGGUACCAGGCAUUACAUUCUGUGCCGCCUCCUCUGGGUCCAUCGUUGCCACUGGCUUUUCCAUUUCUGGAAUGCUGCAUUGUGAAAACUGGUAGGAACCCAGACCUACAAUCUUCCUGUCUUUAUUUUUUAAAAAGAUUUAUUUUAUUGAUUUGAAUGACAGAAUUACAGAGAGAGAGGGAGAGACAGAGAGAGAGGUUUUCCAUCUGCUUGUUCACUCCCCAAAUAGCCGUAAUGGCUGGGGCUGGGCCAGGUCGAAGCCAGGAGCUUGGAACUCUAUCUGAGUCUAUCACAUGGGUGGCAGGGGCCCAAGUACUUGGGCCAUCUUCUGUUGCCUUCCCAGGUGCAUUAGCAAGGAGGUGGAUUGGAAGUGGAACAGCCAGGACUUGAACUUGCACUGUGAUAUAGAUGUUGGUGUCACAGGUGGCAGCUUAACUCUCUGUGGCACAAUGUCAGCAUUAUUUAUGAUGGUGAUUUUAAACACGACUCAAGAGGCUUCUUGUUGAGUCAAUUUUUUAAUGUUUAUUUGUUUUAUUAUUUAUGAGAGAGAAAGAGAGUUUGUAUUUGCUGGUUCAUUCAUUCCCCAAAUGCUCACAACAGCUGGGGUUGGGCUGAGCCAAAGCCAGGCCUAGGAGCCGGGAACUCAAUCCUGGUCUCCCACAGGG
Messenger RNA from Oryctolagus cuniculus (rabbit), 3138 nucleotides. RefSeq names its product carboxypeptidase A2 (gene CPA2). Gene Ontology annotation, molecular function: metallocarboxypeptidase activity; zinc ion binding. Gene Ontology annotation, biological process: proteolysis. The record is from RefSeq and is a predicted model, not a curated record. Lineage: Eukaryota; Metazoa; Chordata; Mammalia; Lagomorpha; Leporidae.